UGUAUAUAAAAGGAUCUGCAGAUCUUCUAGGCUGGUAAUUCUGGAUGAUCUCAGAACUGGCCAUGUAUUUCUCGGAGGAUAUCACUCUCUUCCUUGCACCAGGGGUCACCGGACUUCUCUGUUUCGUGAGCUUAAGUCUGCUUAGGAGAAGAGGAAAACUUCCACCAGGUCCGACCCCCCUGCCUCUACUGGGGAACAUUCUACAGCUAGGUGGGGGAGACAUUGUGACUCUUCUGGGAAAAAUGAGAGAAAAAUACGGGGACGUGUUUACCAUCUAUCUGGGGUCUCGUCCAGUUGUGGUGGUUAAUGGAUACGAUGCAGUCAAAGAAGUCUAUGUGGAUAGAGCUGAUGAUUUCUUAGGCAGAGGAGAUACAGCAACAUUUGACACAACCUGCAAAAACCAUGGAGUGGCCUUUACGAGUGACAUAGACAGGUGGAGAGAGCUUCGUCGAUUUUCUCUGUCAGCAAUGCGAGAUUUUGGCAUGGGAAAGAAGAGUAUAGAAAGCUGUAUUAUAGAGGAGUCUCAAUGUUUGGUGACCAAAUUAAAACAGACCAAAGGAUCAUUUCUUGAUCCUAAACAAUUCUUCAACAAAGUUGCUUGCAAUGUAAUCUUUUCCAUCGUGUUUGGGCAUCGCCAUGAUUAUGAGGAUACUGAUCUUCUUGAUGUCGUAAAAACCAUAGGUGAAACUUUCUACAUCAUCAGUUCACGCUGGGGGCAGGUGUUUGAAAUGUUCCCCAGAAUCAUGACGUUCAUCCCAGGAAAGCACCAACAAUUUUUAUCCAACAUGCAGAAGCUCCUGCAGUAUGUCAGGAAGAGAGUGGAGAAGAACAAAGAGACUCUGGAUCCGGAUAACCCCAGAGAUUAUGUGGAUGCAUUUCUAAUUAAAAUGGAGAAGGACAAGAAUAACCCCAACUCUGUAUAUAACAUGGAAGACCUGGUGAACAGCACUCUGCAUAUCUUCUUUGCUGGCGUAGAGACCACAGGCUCAACACUAACCUAUGCUCUUCUUAUUUUUAUGAAAAACCCAGAUGUCCUCGGCAAAGUUUGCGAAGAGAUUGAUCGCUUCAUUGGUCAAGACCGGAGCCCCAGAAUGGAAGACAGAAAUCAGAUGCCAUUUACAGAUGCUGUGAUCCAUGAAAUACAAAGAUUCAUUGACCUAAUUCCAAUGGGUGUGCCUCGGAAAACUACAAGGGAUGUUGAGUUUAGAGGGUACCAUCUACCCAAGCACACCAACAUUUAUCCGAUGAUUACCACAGUGUUAAAAGACCCCGCCUGUUUUCCGUAUUCUAAUGAAUUCAACCCCAAGAAUUUUCUUGACGAAAAUGGAGAAUUUAGAAAGAACGAUGGCUUUAUGCCUCUUGCUGCAGGAAAGAGGAACUGUAUGGGAAAAGCUCUGGCCCGAAUGGAAAUUUUCAUUCUAAUAGUUACAAUCCUGCAGAACUUUGUAUUGAAGCCUGAACUUUCUAUGAGGGAUCUGGAUCUCCGUCCAGGUGUAUCUGGAUUUGGGAAUCUACCAAAGUCGUAUAGGUUGGCUUUCAUUCCUAACAAUUAACUUUGUCUAUCACGUGCUGAACAUGAAGAAGUCUAUCCAUCUGAGACAUAAACAUCCAAAGCAGAUGGAAUAAAAUAAAUGUACUUUUUCCUCAGUGCUCUAGCUGCGCUUCUAAAAAUGUACUUUUUUUAAUUCUGUAUAUGUAACAGUGUAGUUGUAUAUUGGGAGGCAAGUGGUGGGGGAACACAUGCACUCUUUAACCCAUUCCUGCACAGACGCAGGAUGGUCCCCUUCCAGGGCAGUUUAGACAUAGAAUUUUCCUCAUCUUAGAUUUUUGCAAGUUCUCUCAGCUGAAGACAAGCACAUCCUGGAACACUGUACUUCUUACUGCAAUACGCAAACAAGAGAAAUAUGCAUUUCUGCCACUAGGGGGGGUUGCAAGAGAAAGGCUCCAGUUUAGUUUGCUUGUGGGCUCCAUCUUUUAUCUUCUACAUUUGGGUGGUUGUUGGGAUACAGUAGAUGGUAGCUUCUGUCCUCUUGGGCUUUAACUGACAGGUAAGAAAGUGCAUUAGUCUGACAAAUUAGUUUAUCUUAUAUAACGUUUAAAUGAUUCCUAUUAAUGUUCUCCACCAUCAUAACAUAAUGUUCACCUAUAGUCUGUUCAGUAAAUAUUUUUUUCCUCCUCAGUAAGAUGGUGAGACCAACAUCUAGAGUUUGGAAACAUUUACAAAGUGCAAUUUCUGCCGAGAGCAAAGCUGUAAUUUGCAAAUAUUGUGAGAAUAAAUAUUACUUUCCAAAUGCUACAAAGAGGACAAAACACAUUCUUGCAUGCCAGAGGUGCCCUAAAGACAAUAACAAAUACUUUACAGAAUGAAAUGAUGAAGCCCAUAAUAAAAGUGCAAAUAGCUUUUCCCUCCAAAGUUCUCCAUCCAAAAACACUCUUUCUGCUGCUUCUGGAUCAUCACAAAUGCGUUUAAUCACCAGCAGCAUCUUUAGGUAAGGAAGUUCUACAAACCACAGAUUCCCAAAAAUACACAAUACCUUCAUUUAUCAAUAAAAUGACACCUGAAAAUCAGGAGAACAUUGAUCCAGCUCUUGGAAGAACAAUAUAUAUAUAAUAUAUAUAUAAUAUGCGUGUUAAUAUAUACAUAAUAUGCUUCAGAAUAAGCAUGGUCAAUAACUGAAAAUGCAUAUUGUCAGGAAGCUUUUACAUUAUCAUGAGCUAAACCCCGUUACUCGCAAUCUGAGGUUUACCUGUACUUUUCAGCAGGAGGAUAGGUAAAUAUAACACUUCUUACUACAUUGUUAAAAAUACAUUUUCAUUAUAAAGUAAAAAACUUCUUGUCUUUACA
Rana temporaria (common frog) is the source of this 2845-nucleotide messenger RNA. RefSeq names its product cytochrome P450 2G1-like. Lineage: Eukaryota; Metazoa; Chordata; Amphibia; Anura; Ranidae. Gene Ontology annotation, molecular function: oxidoreductase activity, acting on paired donors, with incorporation or reduction of molecular oxygen, reduced flavin or flavoprotein as one donor, and incorporation of one atom of oxygen; iron ion binding; heme binding. Gene Ontology annotation, cellular component: intracellular membrane-bounded organelle; cytoplasm. Gene Ontology annotation, biological process: xenobiotic metabolic process. The record is from RefSeq and is a predicted model, not a curated record. Bases 45 to 1553 code for a protein of 502 amino acids. The transcript has 9 exons.